This is a messenger RNA of Neoarius graeffei (lesser salmon catfish), 5419 nucleotides long. Its product is annotated as zinc finger protein 585A-like. The transcript is spliced from 3 exons. The record is from RefSeq and is a predicted model, not a curated record. Gene Ontology annotation, biological process: regulation of transcription by RNA polymerase II. Bases 399 to 3878 code for a protein of 1159 amino acids. Lineage: Eukaryota; Metazoa; Chordata; Actinopteri; Siluriformes; Ariidae. Gene Ontology annotation, cellular component: nucleus. Gene Ontology annotation, molecular function: RNA polymerase II transcription regulatory region sequence-specific DNA binding; protein binding; DNA-binding transcription factor activity, RNA polymerase II-specific.
GAAGAGCAGCGUUUUUAUUAUUCAACUUGAAAGCAUGUUGGAGUAGUGGAGGCUUGCUGUAGUUUAUUAAGCGCUAUAACCGGUCUCAGGACCAAAGUGCGAUUUUUCAGCUUUCCAGCAAAACACUGAAGCUCUGGUCACUGAGUUAAUUAACAAAGAGGCGUCGCAUGGCAUGAGGAGCAGCUGCAAGACGAGUAAACAUCACCUUCAGCAUCAUUUCCUGACACGUGUUCGUAUGUUCACGGCGUUUUCACACAGGCAAACCAGCCUAAGAAAUAUUAGUAUCAUCCUCAGUGGUGCGGGGGGGGGAAGCUCAGUACUGUUUUCCAUAUCCUUAUUUUUGAAGUGGCUUACUUCCAUUUAAAGUCCCAGCAUCAGCGUUGUUUAAAACUCUUGAAAUGAGCUCUGCAGCAGAUAGUUCAUGCUCUUGGACACAUGCUCCUGAUCCUGCUGUCUCACAGCAUUGUGAGGAUGAGCGCAUAGAUACUGAUGUGGGGAACUCGAGCUCCAUGGAGCAUGUCUCCUUUGUGGAUGAGCAGAAUGCAGGAUUCAAGAUGGGGCCUCUAAAAGAAGAGCCUGAAGACAAAGAUUAUCUCUGUGGAGGAACAUCGGGCUCUGUUGGACACUUCAUCCAGAACAUGGAAUUUCUGAAGAAUCCUAUAAAGGUGGAAGAUUUGGAAAAUAAACUUGAAGAGGAAGAUUCUCACUGUGAAGGAACAUCGAGCUCUGUUGGACACAUGGUCCAGAAUGCCGACUUUCUGAAGAAUUCUAUAAAAGAGGAAGACUUGGAAGAUGAAGACUACUUGUACUGUGAGUAUUGUAAGGUCUUCUUCAUAAACAAAUGUGAAUUUCAUGGUCCGGCUCUCUUCAUCCCUGAUACUCCUGUUCCCCUGGGCGUCGCUGACAGAGCCAGACAAACACUCCCACCCGGACUAGAGAUACGGGAGUCUGGUAUUCCUCAUGCGGGUCUGGGAGUGUUUAAUGAAGGGGAGACUGUUCCAGUUGGUGCACAUUUUGGACCCUACCAGGGAGAUCUGGUAGACGGAGAGGAAGCUAAGAACAGUGGGUAUUCCUGGGUGAUAUUUAAGAACAGUCUGCAUGAGGAAUACAUAGAUGCUAAGAGAGAGGUGCAUGCUAACUGGAUGAGAUAUGUGAAUUGUGCUCGUAUUGAUGAGGAGCAGAACUUGGUAGCUUUUCAGUAUCGAGGGGGGAUUCUGUACCGUUGCUGUCGACCCAUUAAUCCAGGACAGGAGCUGUUGGUGUGGUAUGAUGAGGAGUAUGCCAAAGACCUUAGUGUUGUCUUUGACUACCUCUGGAACAAAAAGCGUUCUCCAAAUGAAAUCAAUGACAGCCUGUUGCAUGUCUCUUCGUGCUCCUUGUGCCCACUUUCCUAUACGUCAGAGAAGACUCUCCACAGACACAUGAGAAGAUGCCACCCUGAACAGCAUGUGAAACCGACUGAACCAAUUAUGCAUGAUCGGACACCCACAGUAAGCUUCAGUGUUGAACAAGUAUCCUCUGGUACUCUCCUCACUAGCAGCUCUCAACAACAGAUGCAGAAGGAACUGCACAACUGCUUAGAUUGUGGAAAGAGUUUUCUUCUUCAGAGUGGUCUACGACAACACCAGUGUGUUCACAAAAGCCAGAAGUCGUAUCACUGCUCACAGUGUGGGAAGAGAUUUCAUCUUGAAACCGCUUUCAAACGACACCAGCGCAUUCACACAGGAGAGAAGCCGUAUCGCUGCUCACAGUGUGGAAAGGGUUUUGCUCAUAAGAGUCACGUCAAACUACACUAUCGCAUUCACACAGGAGAGAAGCCGUAUCAUUGCUCACAGUGUGGAAAGGGUUUUGCUCAUAAGAGUCACGUCAAACUACACUAUCGCAUUCACACAGGAGAGAAGCCGUAUCCCUGCUCACAGUGUGGAAAGAGUUUUUCUCAACAGAGUCACCUCCAAACACACCAGCUUGUUCACACAGGAGAGAAACCGUAUCACUGUUCACAAUGUGGAAAGAGUUUUACUCGUAAGACUCAAGUCAAACUACACUAUCGCAUUCACACAGGAGAGAAGCCGUAUCACUGUUCACAAUGUGGAAAGAGUUUUCCUCAUCGAAGUACCUUCAAACUACACCAACGCAUUCACACAGGAGAGAAGCCGUAUCACUGCUCACAGUGUGGAAAGGGUUUUGCUCAUAAGAGUCACGUCAAACUACACUAUCGCAUUCACACAGGAGAGAAGCCGUAUCACUGCUCACAGUGUGGAAAGAGUUUUUCUCAACAGAGUCACCUCCAAACACACCAGCUCAUUCACACAGGAGAGAAACCGUAUCACUGUUCACAAUGUGGAAAGAGUUUUACUCGUAAGACUCAAGUCAAACUACACUAUCGCAUUCACACAGGAGAGAAGCCGUAUCACUGUUCACAAUGUGGAAAGAGUUUUACUCAUCUAAGUACCUUCAAACUACACCAACGCAUUCACACAGGAGAGAAGCCGUAUCACUGCUCACAGUGUGGAAAGGGUUUUGCUCAUAAGAGUCACGUCAAACUACACUAUCGCAUUCACACAGGAGAGAAGCCGUAUCCCUGCUCACAGUGUGGAAAGAGUUUUUCUCAACAGAGUCACCUCCGAACACACCAGCUCGUUCACACAGGAGAGAAACCGUAUCACUGUUCACAAUGUGGAAAGAGUUUUACUCGUAAGACUCAAGUCAAACUACACUAUCGCAUUCACACAGGAGAGCAGCUGUAUCACUGCUUGGACUGUGGGAGGAAUUUUCAUCUUGAAACCGCUUUCAAACGACACCAGCGCAUUCACACAGGAGAGAAACCGUAUCAGUGUUCGCAGUGUGGAAAGAGUUUUACUUAUCGAAGUACCUUCAAACUACAUCAACGCGUUCACACAGGAGAGAAGCCGUAUCACUGCUCACAGUGUGGAAAGGGUUUUGCUCGUAAGAGUCAAGUAAAACUACACUAUCGCAUUCACACAGGAGAGAAGCCGUAUCACUGCUCACAGUGUGGGAGGAGUUUUUCUCAACAGGGUCACCUCCAAACACACCAGCUCGUUCACACAGGAGAGAAACCGUAUCACUGUUCACAGUGUGGAAAGAGUUUUACUCGUAAGACUCACGCCAGACAACACUAUCGCAUUCACACAGGAGAGAAGCCAUAUCACUGCUCACAGUGUGGGAGGAGUUUUACUGAAAAGGGUUAUCUCCGAAUGCAUCAGCGCAUUCACACAGGAGAGAAGCCGUAUCACUGUUCACAAUGUGGAGAGAGUUUUACUCAUCGAAGUACCUUCAAACUACACCAAUGCAUUCAUACAGGAAUGAAGCCGUAUCACUGCUCACAGUGUGGAAAGAGUUUUUCUCAACAGAGUUCCCUCCGAACACACCAGCUCGUUCACACAGGAGAGAAACCGUAUCACUGUUCACAAUGUGGAAAGAGUUUUACUCGUAAGACUCAAGUCAAACUACACUAUCGCAUUCACACAGGAGAGAAGCUGUAUCACUGCUCACAGUGUGGGAGGAGUUUUACCGAAAAGCGUAAUCUCCAAACACACGAACGCGUUCACACAGGAGAGAAGCCGUAUCAGUGCUCCCAUUGUGGAAAGAGUUUUUAUCAACAGCGCUACCUCCAAAUGCACCAGCGGGUUCACACAGGAGAGAAACCGUAUCUCUGCUUGGACUGUGGGAGGAAGUUUACUUACCAUCACAGUUUCAAACGACACCAGCGCACUCACACAGGAGAGAAGCGGUAUCACUGCUCACAGUGUGGGAAGAGUUUUACUGACGAGUCUAAUCUCAAAACACACCAGUGCACUCACGCAGAAAAGAAACUGUAUCAGUGCCAACACUGGAGAAGAUUUGACUCAUCCAAGUGAUAUCAAACUACAUGAAUGUGUUCACCAGUGGCGGCUUGCCAAUGCGGGGCACUGGGGCACCACCCAUUCUCCAAAUAUCUAGAGAAGGUCUACUUCACCACGUUUUAAUUAUAAAUUCAUUGUAUAAUGCAAAGUAAUUGUGAAAUAUAAAUUUACUCAUACAAUGGACCUGGUAGUCUGUCAGCAUUCAUUAUAAAUUGAUUCCAAACUAUAUUUGCUUAACUUCUGUGUGAAUACAUAUGUUUCCAGGUUACGGGCGCUGCACAAAUGAGUGUCUAUGAAAGGCCUUUUGCAAGCUGGUGACCUGAGACUGGAUUCAGGUCUCUGUGCUCCAGAAACUUUUUUUUUUAAUAAAAUCAUUUUAUUGAAAAUGUACAACACCAAUAUGGCAGCAACAUCAUGUUAUCCUAGUAGAUACUGGGAAUAACAGAGAAAUUUAUCAAAGGGAACAAUUUGAUAAAAAUAAACAACUUGCAGACCUGCCAACCUUUACGCAUUUUGCAUAGCAGAUACGCAUUUAGACAUCAAACUACGCUGCUACAAUUUAAUACUUCAAAAUACGCAAAAAGCCAUUGAUAGCUUUGAGUUCAAAGAUUUUUAAUAUUCCGGUUCAACUGUCUGUGCAUUCGCGCACUAGGCAACUCGUCUAUGGGUGUAACCACAUUGACCAGCAACCUGUAGAGAAAAGAAGACUUCGAUCAAUCACAGCGCUAGUUUUAAACUCUUCAAAUAGGCUUAGGCUAUGAGGCUAAGCGGAGAGCCGAGGACCCGUCAAAACGAAAGUAACGAAAUAGAUUUUCAUCCCUCUCGGUCGAUCUUCAUACUGUGACUGGUUUUACAAGGGAGGACGGUGCUAAACACCGUUUCGAAGGUAAAUUGGCAGGGCAAGGGUAUUGUGAAUAAAGUAAGGACAACUGUCCUAACGUCAUAAUUUAAAGCACAGUGUUCUGCCUUAUCUGAAGGAAAUAUUUGUUCCAGCUUGUUUUGAUAUUUGACCCAGGCUUCUCAAUCCAAAAAAUAUUGCAUAGCCUAAAGUGAAAAUAUAGUAGCCUACUGACAUUUCCAUCCAGUCAACCGAUAGAUGUGUUUAAAAUCUUCUGAACUAGGCUACUAAUGCAUGUGAGAUUCAAUGAGCAGCGCACGAAGUGUUUUCAUGUAAGUGCGUGUGGUGGAUGAUGUGUUUGUGUAUGUGCGUGCCUUGCAGUUAAUAAUACACAUGACGUCAGAUGAGGAUACUGACAGAAAGAGAGAGGGAAGAAAAUCUAAAAAGAAGCGAGUCUAUGUCCCUCAGAAGUUCCUAACGAAGUAUCAAUGGCCAUGCCUCCACCCCUCUAAACUGCCUAAUCAUGUGUUUUGCACAGUGUGCAAUUAUGAUUUUGACAUUAGCUAUCAAGGAAAUGCAGGUAAUAACAUUGCUAACAUAGAAAUGCUUGCAUUUAUAUACAUGGGCAAUUAUUUUUUCCAAAUUAGGCCAGGUCAGUGAAUAUGAAUAUUAUAAAGGCUAUGCUAUUGGAUAGGCCAGAGUAGCCUAUAAUUUAUUU